Dalotia coriaria is the source of this 2564-nucleotide messenger RNA. Its product is annotated as venom dipeptidyl peptidase 4-like. The coding region runs from base 176 to 2539 and encodes 787 amino acids. The record is from RefSeq and is a predicted model, not a curated record. Gene Ontology annotation, biological process: proteolysis. The transcript is spliced from 12 exons. NCBI's taxonomy places the organism in Eukaryota, Metazoa, Arthropoda, Insecta, Coleoptera, Staphylinidae. Gene Ontology annotation, cellular component: plasma membrane. Gene Ontology annotation, molecular function: serine-type peptidase activity; dipeptidyl-peptidase activity.
CAAAAUCAGUUGCGCGUCGCUAUCUAGCGAAAUCCUCUUCAAUUCAAAGUGUGCACAAAGUAUACUUAAACCUCCAAACUAAACUAAUCCUGCUACUACUUAUACAUCAGUUUAAAAAUUUGUGUGCGCAUGAGUGCUUGGUUUACGCCAAGAUAAACUAAAAAAAAAAAACAUCAUGCGGAGUGCAAUUUUUGUGGGCGUUUUAUUCGCCGCUUGUUUCUCGUGCGUCAUCGCACUGGAAGCAGCAUUCACUUUGGAAGAGUUCAUUUUGGGCAAUUUUGCGGAUACGAAAUGGAAUGGUAUUUGGUAUUCAGAUAAAGACAUUUUUUAUCCGGAUGACAAAGGUGGUUUUCAAUUAUUUGAUAUGACAACUGAAAAAUCAACAAGUCUUUUGUCAUCGACCGAUUUGGCUAAUUAUGCUCGUCCUUCAAUCACCUUCUCCAAGGGUAAAACCUAUGCGCUGGUGAAAUACGAGGCGACAGCGGUGUACCGCCAUUCUACACUUGCCAAAUAUGCUGUCAUCAAAAUGGCGGACAAAUCUGUCAUGGAGUUACACGAAGGACUCAAAGAUAAAUUGUUGCAAACGUGUCGCUUCUCUCCAUAUGAAGAUGAUGUCCUUAUCGCCGUGAAGGAUAACAACAUUUUCUACCAUAAAUUCCCUGCCAAUCCAGCUGAUAAACCAACAUUGGACCAAGUCACUACUCUGGGUGAAAAAGACGUGGUUUACAAUGGCGUACCCGACUGGAUUUACGAAGAAGAAGUAAUUGCUGGUGAUUCCGCCCUAUGGCCAUCCUCAACCAGCCCAAAGUUCAUCUACGCCGAAUUCAACGACCGCGAUGUCCCCAAAUUCCAAUACCCCAUCUAUGGUAAACCCGGAGACUACGCCAACCAGUACCCCGAAUGGAAAACCAUCCGCUAUCCCAAAGUAGGUCAAACCAACCCCGAGUUUACCCUGUACGUCUAUGACCCAAGCAACAAACCACCAAAGAAGUUGUCACUAAGCGAAGCAGCUGACUUCAACUCCAAGAACCACGUUUUAUACAACGUUGCAUGGAGAGACAACCAGAAAGUAAUCGUCACUUAUACAAACCGUGCCCAAACGGAUGCAUACAUCGUCGAAUGCAAUGUGGAUACACAAAAAUGUACACAGUUAGCAACAUCAACUACUUCCAGUACCGGAUGGUUGGAUAUCCAACCCGUACAUGUCCUAAACGAUGACGCAAGCAAAAGAUUCGUGGAUAUUGUUGUUAAGGACUCCUAUGAUGCUUUAAGAGUAACCGCAGGAAAAGAUGACAGCACCGAAGUCACAUUUGAACAGAUGACAGUGUCCAGAAUCAUCGGGGAUACAGACAAGAGUAAAAUCUACUUUGAAGGUACCAAAGCAACAACCCACUCCCAACAACAUGUCUACUCCGUUGACAUCGACAGUGCUGACCCCUACAAAUGUCUAACCUGUGAUGACCAGUUCCUCGUGAUGAAUGAACCAUGUAAAUAUGCCAGUGCUGUACUGAGUGUUGGUAAAACCUACAUGACACGCAUAUGUUCCGGACCUGGACCCACUUAUGUUGAUAUAAUUAACCUCAAAGAUCCUACAAAAAGCUAUGUUUGGUUGGAUAACAAAAAUGUUCGUGCAUUACUCUCCCAGAAAGCCCAACCAAUCAUCAAAGAUCAAACAUACAAUGUGGGAUCUGAUGGUCAGACAGCUUCAGUCCGAUUGUUACUCCCACCUGGAUUCAGUGAGUCCCAGAAAUACCCACUAUUGGUAAAUGUCUACGGUGGGCCCAAUUCCAAUCAAAUUUCGGAUGCUUACUCCAUCGGCCUGCAGCAUUAUCUGGUUACCAGCAGGAAUUAUAUCUAUGCGUAUAUUGAUGCUCGUGGAAGUGGUAAACGUGGCCGGAAGUUAAUGCAUGCUGUUUAUAAGAAUCUAGGAGGUUUUGAGAUUGAUGACCAGAUUUCUAUCACAAAAACGUUGCGUGAUGAAUUCCCGGUUAUCGAUGCGAAUAAAAUCGGAAUCUGGGGAUGGAGUUAUGGAGGAUAUGCCACUGCGCAUGUCAUCGCCCGUGAUAAGGAUACCUUCAAGUGUGGUGUCUCUGUUGCGCCAGUUACAGAUUUUAUUUAUUACGAUUCGAUUUAUACUGAGCGUUAUAUGGGUGUUUACGAUGAUAAGAAUGAUGAAGUGAAGACGCGUUAUGAGAAGACUGAUGUUACCAAACAAGCGGAGCAAUUCAGAGGGAAGAAUUACCUGUUGGUUCAUGGUAAUGCUGAUGAUAAUGUGCAUUAUCAGCAGGCGAUGCAGUUGGCUAGAGCGCUUGAACAAGCUGAUGUGCCAUUUGAACAAAUGAGUUACCCGGAUGAAGCCCAUAGUCUUAAGGGAGUCUCAAAACACUUGUAUCAUUUGUUGGAUAGCUACUGGUUGAAGCAGUUUGAUGUUGAAGCAGAGAAAGAAGAUAAAGACAAUUCUGCUACUGCUGCGCAAUUGAAUAUGCUUUGCCAAGGUGAAUACAAGAAGAUUUGCUGUGUGGUAUUUCGAACUUGUUAAUAAAAUUAUGUAAUAAGAAAUAAAA